Molecule: messenger RNA, 333 nt
Organism: Caenorhabditis remanei
Lineage: Eukaryota; Metazoa; Nematoda; Chromadorea; Rhabditida; Rhabditidae
Exons: 2
Coding region: 1-333 (110 amino acids)
Source: RefSeq, a predicted model, not a curated record
AUGCAACUGGCUCUGACAACGGACAACAUCCAAUUCGAUGAAAACCAGGAACGAUUCAAGCUCAUGGAGAUAGUCCGUGGGACUGUCUCCUUCAAUGCACCGAAAGACUUUCACGUCACAGCGAUCAUAGCCCGAUGCAAAGGAGAGGCCCGUACAAGAUGGGAUGGAGUGCCACGGGCUGGGUAUUGGCGCUACUUCGAUAAAGAAGUGUACAUGUUUCACCGGAGAAUGAAGUUUCGACAUGUCACUGUCUACCAGCGAUACACACUCAACACUUUCUUCGAUGGGCUCAACGUGUCCAAGGAUGUUCCGUGGCAUUCCAUCGGUUUCUGA